Molecule: messenger RNA, 2488 nt
Organism: Dermacentor silvarum
Lineage: Eukaryota; Metazoa; Arthropoda; Arachnida; Ixodida; Ixodidae
Product: stromal membrane-associated protein 1
Exons: 11
Coding region: 138-1340 (400 amino acids)
Molecular function (GO): GTPase activator activity; metal ion binding
Source: RefSeq, a predicted model, not a curated record
UCUGAAAGUGACGUCAGGGCCUAUUCAAGCCAGCCGCACAGGCAGGGUGUCCGUGGUACAGGUGGUAGUUCCGUAGGUCUGAGAAAUUGGUCCGAGGUGAGUGGUCGUGCUGUGGUCGCAGAGGCUGCCGCUUCGUGAUGGCGAGCAAGACCGAGCGCGAGAAGCAGAAGCAGAUACAAGACAAGUGCCAGGCCAUUUUGGGCCAACUUCUUCGGGAAGAGGACAACAAAUACUGCGUUGACUGCGACGCUAAAGGACCGCGAUGGGCCUCGUGGAACCUGGGCAUGUUCCUUUGUAUUCGUUGCGCGGGCAUACACCGGAAUCUUGGUGUCCAUAUAUCACGGGUCAAGUCAGUCAACCUGGACACCUGGACUCCCGAGCAGGUGGCCUGCCUCCAGCAGAUGGGCAACAGCAAGGGAAGAGCAGUGUAUGAAGCUAACCUACCAGACAACUUUAGACGUCCUCAGACAGACUCGUCCCUGGAGGCCUUCAUCCGCUCAAAGUAUGAGCAGAAAAAGUACAUAGCCAAAGAGUGGGUGCCACCUCCCAUGCCACCUCCUGCUUUCGACAUUGAGCAAGAGCGUCGCAGGGAGAAGGACAAAAAACGACCAAAGCCAAAAGCAUCCACUGGUGAUGUCUCGGCACCUACAGUGAACAAGGUUGUGCUGCCAAGACCUCAGAGUACUGCUACGCCUGUCCCUGUUGUCAACGCCUCUCAAAACACGGCUGACUUACUUGGGCUCGAUAUUGAUGCAUCUGGAAGCACUGCUUGUGGACCACAGGCAGAGGAAGAUCCAUUUGAUGAGUUCUUAAGUGCUGCCCCCGUCGCCGCUGCUGUUUCGGCAUUGGACCCCUGUGCUGAGGAGAAGGCCUUCUUCGGUCAGACUACAGAGCGGCGCAAUGUACUCACCAAGGAGUCGAUCCUGUCCCUCUACGGCACCACACAGCCUCCAGCCUUCGUUGCACCUGCUGCCGGAAUGCCCAUGCAGGCUGUCUACGGAAUGGCACCUGGUGGUGGUUACACAACUCCAAACGUGUUUCUCCAAGGGCUUGCAUCGAUGCCUGGAGGCAGCAUGCAUCUUCCUCAGCAGCAGCAGCAGCAGCACAUGCCGGGGAGCAGCACCAGUGAGACGGGCGAGGUGCAGCCGUUUCCCAGCAACCCCUUCUUGAGCCCAGUGACGCAGCCAGGCAACUUGCCCCAGCUGCAACAGCAGAUGGCUGGCCUGCAGCUCAGUGCCAGCAAUGCUGCCUGGGGGGGGCACACGGCUGUGGGACGUGUGCCGUGGUCCAGCAACCCAGCUCACCAGGCGCACACACUCUCCACUAACCUCUGGCAGUGAGGACGGUGUCUGGUAGGGACGAAAAUUGGCUGCGCGGCUCCACUUCAUCCGGACCUUGCACCUUGGCUUCAUAUCCUGGAAGUAAAUGAUGCCACAGAGCCUGAAACAUGGAAUGCUAGUAGCAGGAAGCGUUUUGCCCACUUAAGUUAUUUAUAUCUGCACGGUCAGAGGUUUGAAGAAAGGCUGUGCCACAAUCCUGUACCUAGUUUUUUUCCCCCCCAAGUCAUCUUUGAAGCCAUGCCCUUUUUUCUAAAGGGCUCAAGACCAUGUAAUUGUACAGUGUUGCCUUGCACAAAAAUGUACCAUUUGAAAGCUCGUGCUGUAAUUUAUUUUUUAAUUGAGAAGAAAGCUGAGCUUGCUGCACUGCUAGUUUAUGUGGAAGGAUAAGGAAGGACUGUAGGCUACCCUUCUGUGCUUUGCUUCAAAAAAGAAAAGAAAAAAAAAAACUUAUUUGCUUUCUUACUUCUUAGCACUCUUAUGUACCUUUACUUUUACAGUCCUAAUAACUUCACUGGUGGAGGUGUUGCAAGACUAAUCUCCUUUCAAUUUCUUUUCUUUUUACUCGGUUUGAUAUUACUUUGCUAGACAAUGACUUUUUGCAUAACCUUAGUUUUUGUUGCGUCCAUCUGUGGUUUUGGCAUAGUUUAGGGAAUGGACAGGUGCAAGCAGCUUUGUUUCAAUGGGCUCAGUCAUAGUUCAUGUUUUCUUACCUGGGAACUGUGCGUUUAAUGGCAGACAUGAAAAAAAGCUGGUGUAAAAUAGACAAUGAAUUUUUGCUGAUUGUUUUUUUAGUCAGAGGUCCUUUUUUUAACGAGGCUCAGCAAGUGUUUUUGUUAAGAAGCUCUAGCCAUCGCUUUUUGCAACACAUUGUUCUGCAUGAAUAAAAAAAUGUUGCAAUGAUUUUCUAGUGUGCUGUUGAAGACAUUCCAGUUGUUGCUUAGUUUAGUUUUUCACACAAUCUUGUCUGUAUUUCGACAAGCUGACUGAACAUCAUUGCCUUUGUAAAACCAUUUGUUGUACAAUUUUUUCUUUUUUAACUUUUGCAAAAAAAAAAAGUAAAAGAUACAGUAUAAUGAUUCUGUCAGUUCUGUUGUCCGAGUUCCUUGUCCUGAAUAAAGUUAAGUUGUCAUUGGAUAACUGGGCCACCA